This is a messenger RNA of Xiphophorus couchianus (Monterrey platyfish), 5171 nucleotides long. It is a transcript of the gene smoc1, whose product is annotated as SPARC related modular calcium binding 1. NCBI's taxonomy places the organism in Eukaryota, Metazoa, Chordata, Actinopteri, Cyprinodontiformes, Poeciliidae. Gene Ontology annotation, cellular component: basement membrane. Gene Ontology annotation, molecular function: calcium ion binding; extracellular matrix binding; heparin binding. The transcript has 15 exons. The record is from RefSeq and is a predicted model, not a curated record. The coding region runs from base 313 to 1830 and encodes 505 amino acids. Gene Ontology annotation, biological process: extracellular matrix organization.
GUGCAGCGAGACCGAACCUGUGGAAACCGCGAUGAACAGCUGAUCCUCCCGCAGUGGAUGAAGCCUCCCGCCGCGGUCUCCUGCCGGUCACGAUGUCCGCUCCUGCGCACGGCACUAUGUGAACAGCUGUUGGACAAACAAAGAAAGGAAGUUAUAACAAGAAGAAAAGAGAGAAGAUAUAUGCACAUACAUAUGUUGUUUUGGGAUCUCAAAUUAAUAAUAACGUCUUAGAUUUGUGUUGGGUUUUUUUUUCCUUCUUCUUCCCGGAUUGGAGAUACUGCGCGCUUCUCGGUGCGUCACCGGCUCUCCGUCAUGCUAUUGCCAAGCGCUGUUGUCUUCACUUUUUCUUGCUUUUUGGCCCCGUUGCUCCUCUGCUACCUGCCUCAAGUCUCAGCACAGAAGCCCGGAUCGCGGUGGCUGAUCGGAGAGAGAGACAACCACUGCGGGUCCGUCUGCUUGCGGACGAUCGGGAAGCCGGUGUGCGGCUCGGAUGGGCGGACCUACGAGACAAACUGUGAGCUGCAGAGGGCCCGAUGCAGGGACAAAACGCUGACGAUGGCGCAUCGGGGAAGGUGUCGAGCGAGGUUUACAGUGCCGGUGGCUCCAGCACCAACGGCCACAUCUGAUGGGAGGGAGCCAGAGCCGAAAGAGGCAGGUCAGUCGAAGUGCCACGUGGAGAGGAACCAGGCCCUGGAACAGGCGCGGAGGCCUCAGGAGUCCACGUUCGUCCCGGAAUGCAACGAGGAUGGAACGUUCGCCCAGGUCCAGUGUCACACUUUGACAGGUUACUGCUGGUGCGUCACCUCCGACGGCAAGCCAGUGAGUGGCUCCUCUGUGCACAACAGGAAGCCUGUGUGUUCAGGAAACUUCAGUGAAAAUAUGGGAACUGAUGCUGGAAGGAGUGGAUUCUCAGUUAGGUCAGUAACCGACCGACCACCUGGGCCCCCGAACGCGGGUAGAAAAGUCUCCUUCCGUUUCUUUCUCACUCUCAACCCAGACGACGGCUCCAAGCCCACCCCCACCAUGGAGACCCACAUCCCCCCCGAGGGUGAGGAGAUAACUGCUCCGACACUGUGGAUAAAACAUCUGGGGUACAUGGAGAAUAAGCAGAACACCACUUCCAGAAGGCAAGAAAAGGUUCCCUCUUGUGACCAGGAGAGGCAGAACGCCCUGAAUGAGGCUCAGCAGAGUUCCCGGGAGUCCAUUAUCAUUCCGGACUGUGGGUCUGGAGGUCUUUACAAACCGGUCCAGUGCCAUCAGCAUACUGGUUACUGCUGGUGUGUUUUAGUGGAUACGGGACGGCCCAUCCCCGGAACGUCAACCUUGUACAAGACGCCGGAGUGUGACGCAGACGCGCGGUCUUAUGUCGCGGACCCGGAGGACCCGUUCCACGUCAGACCCCUGCAAGGCUGCCCAGAGGGGAAGAAGGGGGAAUUCAUUACAAGCUUGUUAGACGCUCUCACGACCGACAUGGUGCAAGCCAUAAACUCACCGGCCCCCUCUGGUGGCGGGAGGUUUGUGGAACCUGAUCCCAGUCACACUCUGGAGGAAAGAGUGGUGCAUUGGUACUUUGCCCAGCUGGAUAACGAUGGCAGCAAUGACAUCAACAAGAAGGAACUCAAACCUUUCAAGAGGUACCUGAAGAAGAAAGCUAAACCUAAGAAAUGUGCCCGCAAGUUCACCGACUACUGUGAUCUGAAUAAGGACAAGGCUAUUUCGCUGCAGGAGCUGAAAGGCUGCCUCGGUGUCAGCAAAGACGGAAGCCUGUUGACAAGCGGCAGUCAAGGAACAAGGCAAGGGACAAAACUGUUCAUCGGCCGUCUGGCGUGAGGAGGGAACGGACGAGAAGCUGAAGACGAGAGCCGAGGAGACGGAGGCGUCUGCACGCUUCCCGACGGGAACCUAAAGACGGAGCAGAGAAAUCAAGAAGUUUCUGAAUCGGAGAGACAAAAAAAAGAACGAGAGAGAGAGAAAAAAGAGAAAAGCAACAAAGCGGCGCCAAAAUAAUUGCACUUUUUCCUCCCUACGUCUGACAUAUUAACUGCUUUUUUGUUUGUUAUUUUUCAUCUUGAAGUGACUGAGAAUUCACUAAGUAAAAAAAAUGAGAAUAUAUUUGUAAAGAGUUGACAGGCUCACCACUGGAAGAGCGCGUAUGUGUAUGUAACCACCCCCCCUCCCCUGCUGUAUGUUCAGUCUGCUGUGUUGAUUUGUUCAGUCCACAUGUCUCAAUCCCAGGCCUGUCCAAUAAAACGUUACACCGCCCUCGCCCCCGCCCUCCACCACCGUCAGACAUGCUGCAGCAGCAGACAGCUCAGCGGCGAAUCAGCAAACAAUCAAUCAAAAAAAAAAAAAAAGUAAAUCAGUGUGAACCCACUGACUUACACCUGAUUUGUCAGCGUAAAACAAUGAACUCUAUGAAUUCCCUCGCUCUGGCUGUAGAUCUGUUGGUGUUUUCCUUGUAAAAAAAAGAAAACAUAAGAGCAGAUGUUUGUGUUGUAAAGAAGAAAACAAAAACUCGCUGCAAGUACUUAGCUGUGCCACCCAAAACCGAUGCAAGGCAGCCACGCCAUCUGCGCUAAAUACUUCACACAGUCUGUUUGCUAAAGAAAAAAAAAAAAAAAACAAAAACAUAAUAAUAAAAAAGGCAAUAAAAAGCGCCGAAGUAGUUCAGACCAUACCUGUGGUGACGUAAUGCGUCUCUUCUUCAGAACCCAGCGGGGGAUUGGCCGACAGCAAAGCCAUCAGUUAAGCUCCACUGCUAGCUCCGCUAGCUCUUUAGAUAAACUGGCACAUCCGAAUAUCUAAAGACGCGCAGUGUGGAUGUCUGUGCCCUAAAAGACGAGCCUUUAAAUAACACAAACCUAUAAAGGAGUAAAAUAUCUCCAACAAAAAAUUAUUGUAGUUGAUCCAUUAGGCACAGGAACUCUAGCUGCUGCGUUCCACCUUGUUCAGCUGCCAUUUUGCUUUUGGUGUUUUCAGAUUGUUUUCAUCUUUUACUGACAUUUAAUGUGACAGGCCCACAUGGUAAAAAGCAGACGGAAAACGAUAACAUGGUUGUCACUUUGUCCUCGGAAAGUUGUGCGCGUGUGUUCAGUCAUCCUGGAUUAAUCCUUUGUAGAACAACACGUUUGUUUCUACCAGCUUUGAACAUCUAAGAGUUGGAAAUUCAAAUCAACCAAGAUUAAACUGUGACCAUCUCUAAAUAUCAAUUUUCAAGUCUUGCCCUUGAUUCCAAAUUUCAUUUUUGUCUGGAGUUUGACUGGGACAUUUUUACACACGAAUAUCCUUUGAUUGUAUCUCAGGCUGUUUGUUUCGUGUCGCCCUGCUGGAUGGUGAGAAUACUGGCUAGACGUAAGUAGCUCCAUCAAUUCGACCCGCUUCCCAUGAUGCUGCCGCCACCACGAUGCUGCAAACCUCUGAGGUCUUCGGUUGGAUUCCUAAAUUGUGCGCAGAAAGACUUUAUUGACUAAACAGGCGACUUCUAAACUCAGUCGAUUGUGCCAGAUUUUUAUUUGAGAGUAUUAGAGCAAAGAGGGGCUGGAUGCAAAAAAAGCACACCACACUUUUCAGAUUUUUACCUGUAAAACAUUUGAAAACCAUGCAUUCUUUUUUUGUUUUUUACUUCCACUUAACCGUGAGUCAGUACUUUGAGAAGCCUGAAAUUAGUGGAUGUAAAGUGAAAGUAUAUGAUUCAUUUCAAGCCAAAUAAAAUAAUUUAAAUACUUGCAUGCAAUUGUGAGUUCCAAAAAUGACCAAUAGUGACAUUAUUGUGUAAGAAAAUAGCCUUAGCUUUAUCAGGUAGCAUGAUGGUGGAUUAACAGUCGUCUGCGGAGCCAAGUAUCAAAACGGCUUUUAAAAACGAUGGGUUAAUGAGGGAGAACAAAGUUUUCAGUUUGUUGUUGAUUUGGUUAAUUAGCUGGAGUCUCUAUCAACGAAUGAAGAUUCUGGUUUUAAACGCAGGAAAAAAAAAAGAGAAACAACAAUUUAAACAAUGUGGCAUUCGCGCACAAAUUUCAAUUUCAUAAAACAAAUACGUUUUCUGAGCAUUUACUGUUGGUUCCUCCGGUGCCACGUGUCGGCGUUCAUCCCUGAAACAAUCGACAACAUCCACCUUAAAUCCGCCCCGCCUCACCUGAUCCCGCUCUGGAUGCAAAAACACACACAGCCAAAAAACAACGGAGCAGAGAGGGAAGAGAUAUUAAAUCUUUUAGGAAUUUGAAGCAUAAAAAUUCCUCCCCACAUUUGGGAACAAUUGGGUCUCACACUAGGAGAAACACGCUUUCGCUGCUGGAGUCUGGACGCUCGUGUCUGUGUGUUUUGAGUUUUUGUUUUGUUUGGUCCCCCUCACAAAUAUCUGCAGCGGCUCAUGGACACGAAAUGCUUUUUAUUGUAAAUAUGUACGAUAACCUUUUUGUUUGACGGUUUUACUAAAUCCCACUACAGUGGCAUGAUUUUAAAUGUACUUCACUGUCAGCGUAGCUUCUUGUAAAAAACACAUCCCCUGUUUUUCUUCUCCUUCUUCUAACUCAUUCACGCUUAAGUCCGUAGACUGGUCUGCUUUUUUUUUUUUUAUCCGUGCUCUGCUUCAUUUUGUGUCUGCCUUCAUCACUGAACACCAGCAGGAAUGUAAAACAGCAACUGGUGCUUACAAUCAGAACGUCCGGUUAUUUCCAUUCUAACGUGAACUGAACACUUGUGCCAAGAACAAGAGAAUAAUCCCAUCCUUCCUCGAGUCCUGUGCAGUUUCUCCUCCUGAGUGAACUUUUAUUUUUUCCACCCUCCCAUCCAGGUUAGAAACACAAAGCUUUUGUGUGUCUGCCGAAGUGCUUCCAGACGCAGCGAGCUGCAGAUUGUUCGGAAACAUCUUAAAAAGGAGCCAACAGGCUGACAAUCAGCACAGAUGGCAGUGGGAUGUGUGUGUGUGUGUGUAUAGAGGGGGGUGCUGCAGCUGGCUGUCACUCUGACUCCAACCAUGUUUCAAAAGUGAUUUUUUUUUUUUACUAAAGUUUGAAGAAUGAGAUCCGACUCAAAAAUAAUAAUGAUAAUAAUAAUAAUAAUAAUAAUAAUAAUAAAGAAAAAGCACAAAAUGAUCUUAUAAAGUGAAUCCUGUCAUUAGGCAGAAACAUAUAAAACUUAUUUCAAGAGCUUUGCUCGUUUCUUUCCUGAAUGUG